Molecule: messenger RNA, 1563 nt
Organism: Phycodurus eques (leafy seadragon)
Lineage: Eukaryota; Metazoa; Chordata; Actinopteri; Syngnathiformes; Syngnathidae
Gene: ankrd63
Product: ankyrin repeat domain-containing protein 18B
Exons: 1
Coding region: 1-1563 (520 amino acids)
Molecular function (GO): protein binding
Source: RefSeq, a predicted model, not a curated record
AUGAUGCGACCCAAAGAUUUACGGCAGAGCUCCGGCACUAAGACCUUCCUCGAUGCCAUGCACGGUGGCAAAGUUCACCUUGCGCGCUUCAUUUUGGACGCCCUGGACGGACGAAUCGUCAACUCAAAGACAGAAAACAGUCGCACGCCACUAAUUUAUGCCGUGUGUCUCCAAGAAGCCGGGACGAGAGCCAAGUUCGCCCGGCUCCUGCUGGAGAAAGGGGCCGAUGUCAACUGCCAGGAUGAAGAGGGUCGCACGGCUCUGAGUCACGCCUGUGAGUUGGGUAACUUAGACGUGGUCAAGAUUCUCGUGCAGUUCAAUGCCGAUCCAGACAUCUGUGAUGUUUGGGGAAACAGUGCUCUAAUGUACGCUGCCUUUUCUGGGCACAGUCAGGUGCUUGAGUUUCUGGUCCGGGCUUUCAAAAGACUUGGGCUGAGACUGGACAGAAUGAAUAACGCCGGACACACAGCCAUCGAGGUGGCCGACUUCUUUGGACACAACCAGUGUGUGCAGAUUCUAAACUUGCAGUACAGACGGAGUGUGGGCGCUGAUGAUUCGCUUGCUGAUCCAGGAAAUGCCAGUGAUGGAGAGUUUCCCAACAGACUACCUAGGCAUGUCCUGGAAAGGUUUUCCAAACAGAUGAACAGCAAAGAAGAGCAACUACCAGGGGUAUUUCAGAAGCAGAUGAAUAUCCAGGAAGGCAACAGACCGUGGAACCGCUUCACUUGUCCCAGAAAGCAGAGCCAUGAACAGAACCAUCGCCACAAGAGGUCUCUGCCAACUCAGAAAGGCCAAACUGAGGGGCAUCAAAAUAUUUUCUUCACGACCAAACAACUCCAAAACUGUCAACUUCAUGAUCCAAGAGGGACGAGGACACUCGACUCGCCAAUUGACACAACCGCAAAAGAAGUCAAAGAAGAAACUGGACCCCAAGAGAAAGCAUCACAAACGUUUCGUCCGUGUGGGAAAGCAAAGUCAUUCAACCAGGAGCUUUUGAGCAUCAGAAAGCAAUCUUACCAAGGAGAUGAGCACGAUUUGAGCCUGUCAGCCAGCAAAUUCAAGAGAGCCUCUCUGCAGGAUGACCGAUGUCUCCUGGACAAGAUGGAAUGUCAAGGGAACCCUCGGGUCCUGACAAAUGAUGUUGAGAAAACAGUCUCAGUUCCAAAAGGUCCUUUAGGCAUCAAGACUCAGUUGGUGAAAGGCCCUGAGGAGAAGUCAAAGACACACGAACUGCAGAAGAGGGCAAGUUUUGCACACAGUGGCAGACACAACAAAAUGCUGUUCGGCCAAGGGGAGACAGAGGCGGGGAAGAUGCCCGGUCGCGGCCCGGGCUUCAUGGGCUUUGGAACGAGACUGCUCCGUCGAUUCACCGCACCUGAGUUUAUGAGGAUGGUCAUAGACUGUUCCUCAGGCUCCUCAAACGGCAGAGGACGGAUGUCACGCUCCGAGACCUUCCCUUUCUCCCACACACACCGGCAGGUCAACAGUCAGCCGAGCGUGGAUAGCAUCAGUGGGGUUAAAUGUGAGUUUGAAAGCUGCUCGUCUCAGUCGGCCCUCGAUUAG